Molecule: messenger RNA, 1955 nt
Organism: Colossoma macropomum (tambaqui)
Lineage: Eukaryota; Metazoa; Chordata; Actinopteri; Characiformes; Serrasalmidae
Gene: siae
Product: sialic acid acetylesterase
Exons: 10
Coding region: 6-1598 (530 amino acids)
Biological process (GO): carbohydrate metabolic process
Molecular function (GO): sialate O-acetylesterase activity
Source: RefSeq, a predicted model, not a curated record
AUGUGAUGCCCGCCUGCCUCUGUUUGAGGCAGCUGCUGGGAUGUGUCCUCACUGAGGGAGAAAUGCGGUCCAGCGUUUGUAUCUGGCUGAUAUUUUGUGCUGUCACAGCGGGAUCGUCUGGGACGUUAAACCGCAGUGAUGAAUUUCGCUUUGCAUCCUAUUAUGGAGACCACAUGGUCCUGCAGAGAGCUCCAGAGAGAGCUGUUGUGUGGGGAUAUGCCACAAAUGGAACUGAGGUGGAGAUUUUUCUAAUAGGACCACAUAGUAAACAAGUAAACUAUACUCCUAUAAUUCAUGGCAUUUGGAAGAUGACCCUUGACGCAGUGCAGGCUGGUGGUCCCUAUAACCUGACUGCUGUGAAGCGAGGAGGUGCUGCAGCCAAGAUCAUGCUCACAGAUAUUCUGUUUGGAGACGUUUGGUUAUGUGGUGGACAGAGCAACAUGGCUUUCACCCUCGCUCAGGUGAAUAAUGCUACAGAGGAACUGGCCCUUGCCUUCAAGUUUCCUAACGUGAGAAUCUUCCAGGCUGCCCUGGAGCAGAGCAGUGUGGAGCUGCUGGAUCUUCCACGGGUACAGGUUCCAUGGUCCCGGCCCACACCAGAGAUCCUUGGGGGAAAAGACUUCACCCACUUCUCCGCUCUGUGCUGGUUGUUUGGCCGCUACCUGUACGAGACCUUGAAUUAUCCAAUUGGUUUAGUGGAGUCAUGCUGGGGAGGGACACCUGUAGAGACCUGGUCUUCUCCAAGGGCGCUGCACAUGUGUGGGAUCAAGACUUCUGAAAGCAGUCAUCUUUGGAAACAGAUGUGGGCUAAUUCAGUGUUAUGGAAUGCCAUGAUCCACCCUUUGCUUAACAUGACCAUCAAAGGAGCCAUAUGGUACCAAGGCGAAAGCAACACAGCGUAUGACCGGGCAAAGUACUCGUGCACUUUCCCUACGUUGAUUGAUGACUGGAGGAUGGCAUUCCACAGAGGCUCAGAGGGACAGACUGCACAGGAUUUCCCUUUUGGAUUUGUACAGCUCUGUGCCUAUAGGAAAAACGUGAAAGACGGAUUCCCAGAGAUUCGCUGGCACCAGACCGCAGACUACGGCUUUGUUCCUAAUGCACGCAUGAAGAAAACAUUCAUGGCUGUUACUAUUGACUUACCAGAUGAGACGUCACCUUGGGGCAGUAUUCACCCUCAGGACAAGCAGGAUAUGGCAUUUAGGCUGGUGCAGGGAGCCCGAGCUGUUGCCUAUGAGGAAAAGGGGGUGUUCUUCCAGGGGCCUUUACUCAGCACGGUCCUGAUGAACCAGACUUUCCUAAACGUCACCUUCAAUCAAAGGGUCAAAGCCACCCUUUCUAAUAACACCUUUGAGAUCUGCUGCUCUAAAGAGAGGAAACCAUGUGAUGAAGGUUCAGCAUGGUUUGCUGCACCGAUGCAGGAACAGGGCAGUAAUUAUGUUUUGGUAUCGGUAGCUACGUGUCCCAACAAUGUAACGGCUCUGCGCUAUGCCUGGAGCGACUGGCCCUGUGCUUUUAAAGCAUGUCCCAUCUACAGCGCAGAUGGAGUCCUACCUGCCCCACCGUUUACCAUUAACCUCAUCAAGCAGCUAACUUGAGUGUACUUGCCUUCAGCCCAAUGCACAGCUGUAUUUAUGAAUAGAAUAAAUUACAGCAGAGCGCCUGAUGUGUGAAUUUCCAAUUCAGAGCGUUUACCACACAUUUGUAGGCUGCUUUGUGGUGAUUGACCAGCAGGUGGCAGUAUUGUCACAGCACACAGAUGGCUACUAAAUGAUUCAGAUGCCUAAUCUGCACUGGCUGCUGUAUCCAUUUGAUUCAAUUUCAUGUUCAAUUUUUUUUUUUUUCUUUUCAUAUUUCCACUUAAUUUGUUUCAGCACUUUGAGACUGGUCUCUCGGUAGCAAAAUAGACAGAAUUAAAUGUAAUAAAUGUGUCAAUAAAUAUUUUUGUAUGUUAA